Molecule: messenger RNA, 1068 nt
Organism: Sphaeramia orbicularis (orbiculate cardinalfish)
Lineage: Eukaryota; Metazoa; Chordata; Actinopteri; Kurtiformes; Apogonidae
Gene: s100z
Product: S100 calcium binding protein Z
Exons: 3
Coding region: 5-457 (150 amino acids)
Molecular function (GO): calcium ion binding; calcium-dependent protein binding
Source: RefSeq, a predicted model, not a curated record
UACCAUGGAUGUCUCACCUGUGGAAUUAAUUAUCGUCAAAAAGAUCAUGGAUGGCCCAGUUAACCACUUCACAUUUCCUAAUAAACAAGCUGAGCCACAGCGUCUCUGCUCACUUUUCUACAGGACUCUAACCAGCUGCGACACUGAUCCUUCCGUCAGGAUGCCGAGCCAACUUGAAGGUGCAAUGGAUGCUCUGAUAACAGUUUUCUACAAUUACUCUGGAAAUGAUGGAGACAAAUACAAACUUAAUAAGGGCGAGUUGAAGCAAUUACUAAACAGCGAACUCACCGACUUCCUCACGUCACAGAAAGAUCCAAUGCUGGUGGAGAAAAUCAUGAACGACCUGGACUCAAACAAAGACAACGAAGUGGAUUUCAAUGAGUUUGUUGUGUUGGUGGCGGCCCUGACUGUCGCCUGCAAUGACUUCUUCCAAGAGCAGCAGAAGAAGAAAAAGUAGACAUCCCAAAGAAAUCCACUGAAAAUCUUUAGCCACCCUUCUUCGCACAUUUAUUCUGUCAUAACUUACAGAUUUUACAAGAAUUCACUUACAUUAAAGACAAACAGUAACAUUUCUAAUGCCAACACUCUCUUGCACGACGCAUAGUAGACAUAAAAAAUGAAACUGCAUGACAAAAAAGUAAACACUUGGUGAAACUCAAACCAAAUUAGCUUCGAAGUAGUAGCUAAACAUGUAAAGUGUCCUUAUAUUGUGUUGUCUGUCAUGUCUUUAUUGUGUAUGUAUUAAUAUUUUCACCUGAUUUUGUCCGUGAAAAAUGAAAUAUGGUCAAAUCUAGUGGCAUUUACCUUCACAGAGAUACCUUAGUCAUUGAAAAAUAGUCCUAAACCAUCCUGUCAUCAUUUUUUUUACUGUUUGUUUGAGCAGAUGUCCCAACAGAGACUCCCUGCCUCCCUAAUGCUUAGGUAAAAUGUCAAAGUUGAAUUUAUCAUGUUUGUCACAGCUAAAUUAUGUAUUUAAUAGAAUGAUCAUUUUAGUCCUGUCAGUCUACAUUCCCAAGGAGAAAUACAUCUUAAGUGUACUGGUUGAACAUUACUGUAAUAAGAGUUUAC